Molecule: messenger RNA, 1691 nt
Organism: Suillus subaureus
Lineage: Eukaryota; Fungi; Basidiomycota; Agaricomycetes; Boletales; Suillaceae
Exons: 2
Coding region: 284-1567 (427 amino acids)
Source: RefSeq, a predicted model, not a curated record
CCGGUCUUGUUUCUGGGAUUAUUGACAUUGUGGUAUGGAACUUUUUCUCCCCACUUCUAUGCUCUUAUAAUCGCACUUCUAGAGCGGAGGGCAAGGCCAGCACCUCGCAUCUCUUGCCCUCGAUCCUUCGACAUAUAACUCCACCAAUAAUACGUCUACCAACUCGACCAGUAGUAGCGGUUCCUUCCCUCUCAAUGCGUCGAGCACAAACGGGACGCAGUUCUACUUGGUCGACGCUAACGACAGCUCAUUCAGCGACCCUGCAAACACGACGAAACACGUCAUGGUUCAAACUGAUAUCUUGGAUUCCCUCUACUGCGCGACUUUUGACCCGAACCCGUCUGGGCCUGAGCCAAUGGUGAUGGAGAAGUGCCGUCCGUCGGAAUCCGAAAAUGACGUCAAAAACUUGGAUUACUCAUAUGCCAACGGUAUGGCGCCUAUCGUCGACUACACCAUAUUGGCUGCGGAUCCACACAAAAGCCAGAUCUUCGAGUACAAUCCCUCUACUGGUGUCAUCAAGCCAGUGUGGACGAACAGUGACAGCAGCACUUCCUCGCAUGCGAUGUUUGUUGAGCGGGACACUACGACUUCUUCCACCACAGGCUCCAACACGAUGACAUCCGCCGGAUCUAGUACCGCCAGCUCCACGUAUGCGCCUCGGCCCACCACUUCAUCGUCCGUGCCGGAAGCACAGAACGUGACUCUUGUGUUCCGGCCUUCCAGUCUUGCGGUCUCUGCACCUCCGCCUUCUACCAAUGUCGCUGACUCGAGCGCGGGCGAUGUGGUAACGACGACGAUUACCACGACGGUCGUCUACACCGCCACUGCAACUCCGUCUUCAUCUUCGUCUUCCGCUGCUGGAAGCCCUAUGGCCGCUAUCGCUGCACUUACAAUGACAUCUUCAUCAUGUUCGUCAAUGCCAGUAGCAUGCAAUUCGACAUCCACACCCUCUCCUGCUGUCCACGCUGCUGCUGCUGCUGCUGCUGCAGCUUCAAGCGCGGGGUCGCCUUCUUCGCAAGCAACUUCCACGGGCUCCACCAGGUCCACCACCAUCCAAGCUACAUCGUCAUCGACGCCACCUUCUCCUUCUGUCUACGCUGCCAUUGUUGCCUCAAGCCCGGGGUCGUCAUCUUCUGAGGCAACCUCCACGAACUCGGCGACCGGCACCCAAGUGACAUCACUAUCGAUGCCGCCCCCUCCAUCUGUCCACGCUGCUAUUGUCGCUUCAAUCCCAGGAUCGUCAUCUUCUCAAGCAACAUCCAUGGGCUCGACGACUACCACUCAGGUGACAUCGACCUCGCAGCCCGUGAGGGGCUCACUAGAAAUCGAGUUCGUCCCGAUUGCAGAUUCACCGUCUUCUGCGUCCAUCACUUCAUCUUCCCCGCCAUCCUCUUCUUCCUCUCCCACUUCACCUUCAUCAUCAUCCGUAACACCCAGCCGGAUGAACGCGGCUGCAAUCGCUUCGAUAAUUGCUAACUCCCGUUCUAGUGCUUCGACGAUGAGCGACACUAACACAAGCAGUUCUUCUGUUAGUACAACAGUUGCACCGGCAACCACCGCAAAGUAGGUGGGUAGUCAUAUCUGAAGCUCGCUUAGAUAAGUAGUCUUCAGACUGUAGUUAUAUCAAUGCAAUGGAUAGAUUGUUAUAUGAAUUACAAGAGAGCAAAUAAGAUGUGUUUUUUGGAACUCGC